CACGUCAUGUUCGACUUGGUGCAAUUACAAAAUGGCGGAACCAACAAGUGAUCUUGUUCUUUUUCAAUUGCUCGACGAAAUAACACUGGAUUCAUCGAAAAGUGGAGACAGGGAAACAAGCAGGAACAUUGUCGAUCACUUUAAUCCGCCAAAAUAUUGAAAAUUGAGUGGAAAGACUGAGCAGAAAAAUGAUUAAGGCCGUUAUACUAAUAGGCGGCCCUUUAAAGGGGACCAGAUUUCGUCCUCUUUCGCUGGACAUACCAAAACCACUGUUCCCAGUAGCAGGUUUACCGAUGAUAGAGCAUCACAUAGAGGCUUGUACAAAAAUACCUGGACUGAGCGAAGUGUUCAUAAUCGGUUCGUACGCCGCAAACGACUUGCAUCAAUUUGUACAGGAAAUGGCAAAGAAAUAUACAACGACUAUAAGGUAUCUCCAGGAAUUCACGCCGCUUGGUACAGCGGGUGGUCUGUACCACUUCAGAGAUCAGAUAAGAGCAGGAUCGCCGGAUCAUUUUUUUGUUAUGAACGGCGACGUUUGUGCAGAUUUUCCUUUGAGGGAAAUACUCGAGUCUCAUCGAGAAUCAAAAGCAUUAAUAACGAUAAUGAGCACUGAAGCGACGCGACAACAAUCUUUGAAUUACGGCUGUUUGGUAAUGGCCAAGGAUGGCAAAGUAUCCCAUUACGUAGAAAAACCCUCAACCUUUGUCUCUACUCUCAUCAACUGCGGAGUUUACGUCAUUUCACCUGAAAUAUUUCCUACUAUGGCUGAAAUAUUUUACGCUCGCAAUCAACAGGACAAUCUUUCUCAAGCAAAUGGGAACGGAAAAGAUCCGGCCCACAUAGCCCUGGAACAGGACGUUCUUACGAGACUCGCAGGAACUGGUAAACUCAAUGCUGUUCUAGUGAAAAAUUGGUGGUCCCAAGUUAAGACAGCCGGAUCAGCGAUUUACUCCAACAGACAUUAUUUGGCUCUUUAUCGAGAAAAAUAUCCUGAGAGGUUGGCUCUUUCAUCAAUUGGCGUAUGCAAUGUUGUUGGUGAUGUUUGCAUACAUCCGACCGCUGUCGUUCAUCCGAGCGCUGUGCUUGGACCGAACGUUAGUAUAGGGCCGUGCGCGAGAAUCGAAGCCGGAGUCAGAAUUCGAGAAUCCAUUGUACUCGCUGACGCUCAAAUUCAAGCUCAUUCGAUCGUUCUCCACAGCAUAGUGGGGAGAAGUAGCACCAUAGGUGAAUGGGCUCGGGUCGAAGGCACUCCCUGUGAUCCUAAUCCGAAUAAACCAUUUGCCAAAAUGGAAAAUCCACCGCUCUUCAAUGUCAAUGGAAAAUUAAAUCCUUCCAUCACUAUCCUCGGUACCAGUGUGAGCCUGGCUUCCGGAAAAAUUCUCUUAAACUCAAUUGUUUUACCGCACAAAGAGUUGACGAGAAAUUUCAAAAAUGAAAUAAUUCUGUAAAUACCUUGGAAGAAUUUUGAUAAAGUUCCAAAUUCAAUUGAUGUAUUGCUAUAUUUGGAGGGAAACGAAGUGGUACAAUGAAACAAUUUAUACACGAAUGAAUGUAUGAGAAUUGUACCACAGAUUAUUUUGUACAUACUGUGAAUGGACACACUGUAUUUCUAUCAUAAUUUUUAUAAUUGAUCAUGCGAUUUGCGUCAUGUCACCUUUUUGCUCUUUUCUUUUUUUCAUCCUUGAGGAUCCUAACAUUGUUCUUUUUUCUUUGCACAAUGUUUGUUAUAUAUAAAUAUUGAAAUAUCUGUAUCAUAUCGAUACAAGAGGGGCACGCGUGCGUCGCGUAUCGAACGUCUCACGUACAAAAAAUAACAGUAAUAUAUUGUAUGUAUUUGUAAGCAGAAAUAAAUAUCUACGUAUAAAA
Venturia canescens is the source of this 1866-nucleotide messenger RNA. It is a transcript of the gene Gmppa, whose product is annotated as GDP-mannose pyrophosphorylase A. Gene Ontology annotation, cellular component: cytoplasm. The transcript is spliced from 6 exons. Gene Ontology annotation, biological process: biosynthetic process. The record is from RefSeq and is a predicted model, not a curated record. NCBI's taxonomy places the organism in Eukaryota, Metazoa, Arthropoda, Insecta, Hymenoptera, Ichneumonidae. Bases 189 to 1448 code for a protein of 419 amino acids.